CUCAAGAGUGGACAGUUGUAGUUUCGUCGCAAUGGCAGUUACACGCAUCAUCGCAUUCGCUUUCGUUUUGGCCGGCUGUGUCGGUAUUAAUGCCACGCCCAAUGGCCGCAUAUUGGAGGGUAACGAUGUCGCUACCGGCAAACUCCCGUGGGUCGUCUCGGUACGUGUGGACAAUGCGCACGUUGCAGUGGGCAAUAUUAUUGACGCAAGCCAUAUAUUAACCUCGGGUCACGGACUCUCCGCAUUGAGGAGCACAGCUAUUGACGCUUCGCGUGUUACGGUGCGUGUGGGCAGCAUUAAUCAAUAUGCCGGCGGUCAAAUUGUCAACGUUCAAUCGAUCACAAUUCAUCCAUCUUUUGGCAAUUUCUUGCACGACAUCGCCAUCAUUACAUUGCAGCAACCUUUAAAGUUCAGCAGCAAGAUCGCCGCCAUCGCUUUGGCCACGGACGAAGUUAAUGCGGUAUUGGUUGAGGAGACCGAAGUCGCGCUUGCCGGUUGGGGUCUGCAAUUGUCCGGUGCCACGCCGUACAAAUUACAGGUGGCCACCUUUAAAGUGUUGAGCUCGCACGAGUGUGAAUAUCAGGCUGGUUAUGGUUAUGAUUCGGUCUUGUGCUUGGAACAUGGCGUUAAUCAGGGUAUCGCAACUGGCGAUGAGGGCGCCGGUGUUGUGGUUAAUAAUACAUUAGUGGGCGUAGCGAGUUUCUACUUUGGCGGCGGUGGUACUAAAUUCCCCGAUGUAAGCAGCAGAGUGUCUUACUACAGCAGCUGGAUUGCAAGCACAAUUGCUGCACAAAGCGAAGCUUAGUGGAAUUUAACAAAUCAUAUUGACACUUUAUCUUUAUUUGUAUAAAUAUGUAUUAUCUAAUUUUGAAAUACCUUGUGUGCCUUAGCACAAAUGAACAAAUAAAAAAAAAUUUAUAAGAAAAUAA
Molecule: messenger RNA, 929 nt
Organism: Bactrocera latifrons
Lineage: Eukaryota; Metazoa; Arthropoda; Insecta; Diptera; Tephritidae
Product: trypsin alpha
Exons: 2
Coding region: 32-805 (257 amino acids)
Biological process (GO): proteolysis
Molecular function (GO): serine-type endopeptidase activity
Source: RefSeq, a predicted model, not a curated record